This is a messenger RNA of Cavenderia fasciculata, 138 nucleotides long. RefSeq lists its product as uncharacterized. The transcript has 2 exons. The record is from RefSeq and is a predicted model, not a curated record. The coding region runs from base 1 to 138 and encodes 45 amino acids. Lineage: Eukaryota; Evosea; Eumycetozoa; Acytosteliales; Cavenderiaceae.
AUGAGGUGUUGUCUGUUUUUCUUUUUUGAUCGUUUCAACAAUGUAAACAGACAUAGAAAAGAAGCAACAGGUGCGCGUUGGUCAGCAAUCAACAUCCUCUCAGAGAGCUUUGCUCCUUUUACUGCAAACUUUAACUAA